UGAUCCAUAAACAAUUGAGAUCUGCCUGACGUUUCAAUUUCAGAUCUAUGGAUGGAAGGCGUUGUAGAAGAAAACUCAUCUUAGUCUUUCGGCCUAAAUGUAAUGACGGCGGCUGAUUGAUUUAUCGUAAUACUUCGAUACGAAUACUCUUCUUCUUCAAAUCUUAGUGUAGUGCCGGUGUUCAGGAAGUGCCGUUUUUCGCCCAAGUGUAAAGAAAAGGCAUAAAACUGGUGUUCGAUAAGUCACUUGGCAAUAUGCCUGCCGUCAGGGGCGAUGGAAUGCGAGGGCUCGCAGUAUUCAUAUCAGAUAUAAGGAACUGUAAAAGUAAAGAAGCUGAAAUCAAAAGAAUCAACAAGGAGCUGGCAAACAUAAGGAGCAAGUUCAAAGGCGACAAAACCCUCGACGGUUAUCAGAAGAAAAAAUAUGUCUGUAAACUUUUGUUUAUCUUCUUACUUGGUCACGAUAUUGACUUCGGUCAUAUGGAAGCUGUCAACCUACUAUCAUCAAACAAAUAUUCAGAAAAGCAGAUUGGUUACCUUUUUAUAUCUGUGCUGGUGAAUACAAACAGUGACCUGAUUAAACUCAUCAUCCAGAGCAUCAAGAAUGAUUUGCAAUCACGCAACCCCAUCCAUGUUAACCUUGCUUUGCAAUGCAUUGCCAAUAUUGGCAGCAAAGAUAUGGCAGAAGCAUUUGGCACAGAGAUACCUAAAUUGUUAGUAUCUGGUGAUACUAUGGAUGUGGUGAAACAAUCCGCUGCUUUAUGUCUUCUCCGUCUCUUUCGUAAGUCCCCAGAGAUCAUUCCAGGUGGAGAAUGGACAUCGAGAAUUAUUCAUCUGUUAAAUGACCCUCAUAUGGGUGUGGUGACAGCUGCAACAUCACUCAUAGAUGCUCUUGUUAAGAAAAACCCAGAUGAAUAUAAGGGAUGUGUAACACUGGCUGUUGCAAGAUUAAGUCGCAUAGUUACAGCAAGUUAUACUGAUUUACAAGACUACACCUACUAUUUUGUGCCAGCACCAUGGCUCUCGGUCAAGUUGUUGAGACUCUUGCAGAAUUAUACCCCACCAUCGGAAGAACCGGGUGUGAGAGGUAGACUCUCUGAAUGUCUGGAAACAAUAUUUAAUAAAGCUCAAGAGCCUCCCAAAUCUAAGAAAGUUCAACAUUCAAAUGCCAAGAAUGCUGUUUUGUUUGAAGCUAUAAGCCUUAUCAUCCACAAUGAUAGUGAACCCAAUUUGUUGGUCCGUGCCUGCAACCAACUUGGUCAGUUCCUUAGUAACAGGGAGACUAAUCUCCGUUACUUGGCUCUUGAAUCAAUGUGUCAUCUGGCCACAUCCGAAUUUUCACAUGAAGCUGUGAAAAAACAUCAAGAAGUUGUUAUACUCUCCAUGAAGAUGGAAAAAGAUGUGUCUGUGAGGCAGCAAGCAGUAGAUUUGCUGUAUGCCAUGUGUGACAAAACAAAUGCUGAAGAAAUUGUUCAAGAGAUGCUUGCCUAUCUAGAAACUGCAGACUAUUCAAUCAGGGAAGAAAUGGUUUUGAAGGUUGCUAUAUUAGCUGAAAAAUAUGCAACUGACUUCACCUGGUAUGUUGAUGUUAUACUCAACCUCAUUAGAAUUGCAGGAGACUAUGUUUCUGAGGAAGUAUGGUACCGGGUCAUUCAAAUUGUUAUAAAUAGGGAAGAAGUGCAAGGUUAUGCUGCUAAAACUGUUUUUGAAGCUUUACAAGCUCCUACCUGCCAUGAGAAUAUGGUCAAGGUGGGAGGGUACAUUCUUGGAGAAUUUGGGAACCUGAUUGCUGGAGAUACUCGUUCCUCUCCGCUGGUACAGUUUGAACUACUGCAUUCUAAAUAUCACUUAUGCUCUGCAGCAACAAGGGCUCUCUUAUUGUCAACAUACAUUAAACUUGUUAAUUUAUUCCCUGAGAUAAAAGCUCGUGUUCAAGAAGUAUUCCGGGCAGACUCUAAUCUGAGAUCAGCUGAUGUGGAGUUACAACAGAGGGCUUCAGAAUACUUACAGUUAAGCAUAGUCGCCAGCUCUGAUGUUUUGGCAACAGUUCUUGAAGAAAUGCCUGCUUUCCCAGAAAGGGAAUCUUCAAUACUAGCUGUUUUGAAAAAGAAGAAACCAGGUCGUAUCCCUGAUGAAGUCAGAGAUUCAAAAAGCCCACAACCUUCAUCAGUUCCUGCUCCAAUAAUAAAUGCUGCUAACACUAACAAUAGCUCUAGUGCAGAUCUCUUAGGAUUGUCUACCCCACCUGGCACCACUGCACCUUCUACUGGUAAUGGUUUACUUGAUGUUUUGGGUGAUUUAUACACUGCUCCUAAAAUCAGCCCCAGUUCUGUUCAACAAAAUAACAUAAAGAAGUUCUUGUUUAAAAAUAAUGGUGUACUUUUUGAGAAUGAAUUAAUUCAAAUAGGAGUCAAAAGUGAAUUUAGACAGAACCUGGGCCGAAUUGGUCUUUUCUAUGGAAAUAAAACCCAGUUUGCUAUUCAAAAUGUCCGUCCUGAACUGCACUGGACUGAUCACCACAAGCUGAAUGUUCAGAUGAAGCCCAUGGAACCUGUACUAGAAGCUGGAGCACAAAUUCAACAAAUGUUGACUGCAGAAUGCAUUGAAGAUUUUGCAGACGUACCUAGUAUGUCUAUAUCAUUUAUGUAUAACAAUGUACCACAAAAAAUUACAAUGAAAUUACCACUUACAUUGAACAAAUUCUUUGAGCCAACAGAAAUGAAUGGGGAAUCUUUCUUUGCAAGAUGGAAAAAUUUGGGUGGUGAACAACAAAGAGCACAAAAGAUAUUUAAAGCACAGGGUGCAAUUGACUUGGCUGCUGCUCGUACUAAACUUGCUGGCUUUGGAAUGCAACUGCUGGAUGGCAUUGACCCCAACCCUGAUAAUUUUGUGUGUGCUGGAAUUGUACAUACAAGAGUUCAACAAGUGGGCUGUCUCAUGAGGUUGGAACCUAACAAACAAGCUCAAAUGUUUAGACUGACGGUAAGAUCUAGCAAGGAAACAGUCUCCCAAGAGAUUUGCAAUCUACUUGCAGAUCAAUUUUAAAUAUAUUUACAGAGGACCAUAAUAACAACAACUAUGUGCGACAAUGAAAUUAAUAUAUACCUAUAUUAUGCUUAGAGAUUCACCAUUGUUUAUAUGUAAUUGCUGUGUUGCAGCACUAUCUAGAAUGUUAGCAUGAGCAAUACACUUGUGAACUUUGCACUAACACAGUACGAAGUAAAAAUCUCUUGUACAAUUUUAAUUUUAUUGUAUGAAUAAUUAUUUUUGCUAAUUUAGAAUUAGGUGUUUUGUAUACUGAGACACAUUUUAUUUUACAAACGAAAUGAAAUCCAUUUUCCUUUCAAAUCAUAAAUUUAUUAAGCUCCUCAAACCUUAUAUUUUGUGUAAAAUACUAAAGAUUGAGGCCUUAUUUAUCAACAUUUGGUUUUUUACAUAUGUAUUCACAAUAUCUAUAACAUAUAUUUUUUUUCAAUCUGGUAUUAAGAAGUUUUAUUACUAUUUUGUGUAUUACAUAUAGAAAAAUUUUGGGAGUAAUACCUAUGUAUUCUUACUUUAAACCUAUGUCAUAUCUGUAAGUCUUGGUUCCAUUGAAUCAUUUAUCAUUAUACUCAAUAUUAAAUUAUAUGAUAAAAAGCACUUCAUUUAGGUUUACUAGAAAUAUAUAUAUAAGAAACUGUCUCUACUGUUUUUCUGAUGAAGUUUAUGUAUUGUAGGUAAUGUAAUUGUACCAAAGUAGGUAAAUAAUUUGGCUGUUAUGCUUUUAUGCAUUUUGUAUGAAAAGGGAAAAUUUAUGUGCUAAUUGUAUUGGAAAUUUACCCAUACAUAUUAAAUUGCCAUCUGGGUAUUCUUCUGAAUAGUGCAUUAUACUAUUGUCUCAAAUAUUACUUGGUAAUAUAAUAUCUAAUAUAAGCAAAUAUCAUGUUAAAAUGCUAUAAUUGUUACAUAAAAUAAUGUAUAUCACAAACAAUAUAAUUUUCUUUGAUUAGAAAAUUCUGUGUUUGCUUGAUUUUGUAUUAACUAUUUAUGGUAUUGUUAUUACUAGAUACCUAAAAAUAAAUGCAAGUAGAUCUCGCUUUAUAUUCCAAUCAUGUUUAAUAUCAGAACUAUGAUUUUGAAACAAAACUGAUUUUUUUUCAUGACAUUCCUAAGAUAUAAGAAUAUAAAUGUUCGACUAAAAACAAACCUACAAAUGUCUGCAAUAUAUUUUAAAUCUUUGUAAAGUUGGCCGCCAAAAGUGUGGACUCACCAACCAAACAGCGGAUGUGCUGAAUCACAGACGUAAAAUUAAUGAUAAUGAAAUUAAACAUACGUAAUGUCAAGAAAAUGGUAGCUUUGUCUAUGUGGAAGAAGAUAUAUUGAUUAGAAGAUUGUAUAAUUUCAUUUAACUCAUUUGCGCAUGAGUUGACUAUACGAAUCUCACGGCACUAGAUGAUUUUUUUUCUUAUAUAUCAUGGAAUAAAUAGGUAUAGAGUAGAGUUACACAAUCUAGUAUUAUGGACAUGAAAUGUUGUUAUCAAAUCUUUAGCAUACUGAAUAUUGCAUGAUAGAUUUGGUUGAGAUCAGAAUAAUAUAUAUAAUUUAAAACAUUAAUGUAUUCAUCUUGUUAAGAAAAUGCUAUAACUAUAUGUAUAUUAUGAGAUUUAUUAGGGCAAUGUUUAGAUGCUUACUUGGUAUAUCAUAAUGUACAUUAUGUAUGAUGUGAUUUAUCAAUAUGUACAAUAUUGCAUGAGAAAUUUGAGUGUGAAUCAGUUAUAGAAAUAGAUGUUUGUUCUCGUGCUUCAAAAUAUUGUAAUUGUCUUAAAUAAAUAUUUAUCCGAUAUAUAUUA
Messenger RNA from Plodia interpunctella (Indianmeal moth), 4828 nucleotides. RefSeq names its product Adaptor Protein complex 2, alpha subunit (gene AP-2alpha). Bases 255 to 3044 code for a protein of 929 amino acids. Gene Ontology annotation, cellular component: membrane coat; AP-2 adaptor complex. Gene Ontology annotation, biological process: intracellular protein transport; clathrin-dependent endocytosis. The transcript has a single exon. The record is from RefSeq and is a predicted model, not a curated record. Gene Ontology annotation, molecular function: clathrin-cargo adaptor activity. NCBI's taxonomy places the organism in Eukaryota, Metazoa, Arthropoda, Insecta, Lepidoptera, Pyralidae.